UAAAAACAGAACAGGCAGGAAUAUCCUAUCCUCAGUGAAUGUGAACCAACUACAGGUGAUAGAUAGAUAGAUAGAUAGAUAGAUAGAUAGAUAGAUAGAUAGAUAGAUAGAUAGAUAGAUAGAUAGAUAGAUAGAUAGAUAGAUAGAUAGAUAGAUAGAUAGAUAGAUAGAUAGAUAGAUAGAUAGAUAGAUAGAUAGAUAGAUAGAUAGAUAGAUAGAACCAGCGCUUAAAGGAAAUCCUGUUUUCUUACGAGACUGCUUUGUAAUGGCUGGUCUGAGCUAAACCUGCCUUGCUUCUGUGGUGUUCCUAAAGCGGCAGAGAAUAUUAUCAUUCCAAAACACAAAAAUAACUCUGUGCAAGAGGAAGACACGUGUUUGGUGCGCCAAGGAGACAGCAAGGCAUGCGAUAUCGCCAGAGCCUCUCUCACAUUUUUCAAGAGCAUAGAAGCAUGCAGCCCGGGUGAGCGGCUGCGGCGUGACAGCCCACUUCAAGAGACCCCAAAGACGAUCAGAAGAUGAAGCCAGGUUGCUGCGUGCUCUGAAAUGCCCGGCUCCUCUCCUGUCUCUGUCCUAUGACCUUUCCAUCCCGCCCUCCAGCCAAGAGUCGCCUGCCACCAUGGUUCAUACCGAAGGCAACGCUCUGCUGAAAGCUGUUUGGCAAGGCAAAUUCCGGCUUACCCGCUUGCUGCUAGAGGGAGGGGCCUACAUUAAUGAGGGCAACACGCAGGGAGAGACCCCCCUCAUUGCUGCCUGCAUAGCCCCCUAUGAGGACCCACAGAACAAGCCCCGCAUGGUGAGGUACCUCCUGGAGAAUGGAGCUGACCCAAACAUUCCUGAUAAGACGGGGAAGUCCGCACUGAUGCACGCCUGCGCCGAUGGAGCUGGGGCGAAGGUAGCCACCAUCUUACUGGAUCAUGGGGCAGAUCCCAGCGCCAAGGAUUAUUCGGGGGCGUCGGCUUUGGUUUAUGCCAUCAACAAAGGGGACCGGGCAACAUUACAGGUACUGCUGGAUGCCUGUAAGGCUAAGGGGAAGGAAGUAAUCAUUAUCACCACAGAUACAUCCCCUUCAGGGACUAAGAAGACCAAGCAGUACCUGAAUUCACCACCAUCGCCAGGUAUCGUAGAUAAGCAUUCGCCUGCUCUGUGUAUGUCACCCUCGGACAUUGAGGUGAGGACCACCCAGUCCCCAGGAGGCAGUGAGAAGGAAGAGGAGCGAGACGUAUUCAACUUCACCAUGGCAACCAGACUCACUUGUAACCCCAUCCCCCAUGGCAAAGGGAAGGAAGGUGAGGAAAAAACCUCAGCCCUCCCACCCAAAGGCCGGCCCAAGCAGCUGAAAAGGCUGAACUCAGAGCCGUGGGGAUUGGUGGCUCCCUCAGUUCUGGCCGCUUCUCAUCAGGAAAAAGCUUGGACCCCAGAGGAGAGGAUGACGGCUGAGAUGAACGGGUUGAGCCUCUCCAAGAGGCCGCCCCUGUCACGGAGGCACAGCAUGGAAGGCCAAGAGUCAUCCUGCCUCAAAAUGGCUUCCCAUCAUGCAUCAGGAGACAACACCUUCAGCCAGGAAGCUGCGUGGGCGGAAAAAGUCCAUUUCAGCCACUUCCACCAGCCUGUCUCCCGGCACAGCACAGCUCCUGAAACCCCAGAGGGUGGCCCAGGUCCUGGCCCGCGGGGUGUGGCCCACCCCAAGCUGAACUGCCUGGAGCAUUACGAAUCCGAUUCCCUCUGCCCAGACUCCAUCCCUGGCUCACCCGAUUCAGGCCGUGUUUCUGUGGAGAGGAGGAAGUACAAUGCCUCUCCGCUGACUCUGCCAGCCAAUUCCUCGCGGGAGAGUUUGGAAAGCAUCCCCAACUCCGUCUCGCCCAACAUGAUACGACGCAGGACCCCGGGCCUCCUUGAGAGGAGGGGCUCUGGGACCCUGCUGCUAGAUCACAUCGCCCACACCCGCCCUGGCUUCCUGCCGCCUCUCAACUUCAACCCCCACCCUCCCCUUCGUGACAUCCGGCCCAACGGAAGGCCUCCCUCGCCAGUCCACAAAGGGCUGAUCCCGGUAGCCCCCUCUUCUCCAAAGGCCAAGCGGCUUCUGAGGAGGCACUCAAUGCAACCGGAACAGAUGAAGCAGCUGGUCAGUUUUCAGAGUCUGAUCACACCUGGGGACUCCGUGGCCAGUUAAAAAGGCUGGGACCGCCCCCCAAAAAGGCAAAACGGUGUUCCUGCUCUCUUUUGGCCUCCGAGCCCAUCCUGUCUUUGUAGUUGGGUCUCUGUGUCUUCCUCCUCUUCUCUCUCUUUGGUGUCCCAUCUCAUAGCCACCAUAUUUAUGAUCCUAGCUGAGCUUGGACACAGAGUUCCAGCCAACCAACAACAACUUCAGGGUGGAAGGAAUAGAUCUUUAAAUCCAUAUUGUUGGCAGGGGCAGGGGAUAUGCUGCACUUUGACAGUCUCUUCAUGUCUUCUAUGACCAGUGACCUUGCACAGUGUUGACUUAAAUCCUUUUGACAAGCAAGAACAGGUAGGGUGUUGGCUUCUCUGGUUGACCCAAUAGGCCUGUGGGAAAGCUGACAGCCAUCAUCUCCCAGAACUAUUGGCCACAAUAGGCAAGGUCAACUGAAGAAGUUGGUGGGUACUUGAAGGUGUUGCUCAGAUUCGGGAACUGAGCUUUGAGUGGAGUAGCCUCAAACCAAACUGAAUCAAGGCGGAAUCCAAAAUCACAUCUGGAAAGAAGCAUUUGGGGGUUGAUGUCUACAGCCAGAGUCUGGUUCCGAGCUUCUAGAAACACAUUCAUAGUAGAAAGAACAUCUUGAGCUAUAUCUGCUCCUGCCUCAAUCAUCACCAUAUUUAUCCCGAUGGAUUGUGUUGGUGUUGAGUUCUUCUGCUUGCUCUUGUUUUGGGAAGGGGCGGGUGGGUAGAGUACUGGAACCAAGACUUCUGGGCUGUGUGCCCAAUUCAGAGAGGGGACAGUUGUAGGAAGCUGAAAAUGGAGAUGCCUGGGCUCUGUUUGGAUCCCCAGGAAGGGGGUGUAAUGGAUAAAGCAGAGCUGUAACCUUGGAUUUGUAAUCCCUCUCUGGAUGGAAUGGGUCUACUUGGAUUGAUGGGUCUACUUGGAUUGAUGGGUCUACUUGGAUUGAUUCCCAGGUCAGGUGCAGACCCUGAAUAGUUAGCAUUCUUGUGGCCUGCAGCACACAUUUCAAAACAUACCCUAGCCUUCUGCAACUGUCAUGGCUCCCAGUCAAAGAAGCCUUGGGAUUUUGAAUGUUGUGAAAGUGCUGUUUUUCCUACCUACCUGUUUGGGUUUUUUGGAGCUUCUUGGGAAACCGUAAAGGCCCAGCUGCACAACAGCAUCGUUCCUGCUGGAACAUUUUUUCCCCUCAGUGCACAAAAUGUGUCUGGCUGCAGGUUGGAAGAAUGAGCUCCAGAGGGGAUGCUUUUGGCAUUUCCUCGCUCCUGUCACCUACACUACAAACUAUGUCAAAGCAUGACAUUGUGUCCUGCUCCUUCCCAGGGUGACACCAUUGUUCACAUUUUGAUCCAGGGGUAAUCACCCCUAUAUCUGGCUUUGUUGCUCCAAGGGGCAUAGAUGUAUCUGGGCACAAUUCAGCCCUUUUUCAGGGGCACAAAAGUUUGCACAUUGUUGGGAUAAUUCUCAGAGAAUUCCCUGCAGAAUACCCCAAGCGUCAAACCUUCAGGUUCUUUGAAAGGAAGCCUCGACAGUUCACCUGGCCAGAAAUUGGUUUACAUUUCGAAUAUAGAAACAGGGGGACAGUUUGGGAUGUGCUAACAUGGGCACUAAGCACCCCUGGAUCUUCCUUCCCCCUGUUUCCAUGUGCCUCAGUUCCUCCAUUCUGCCAAAUGUGGCUCUUGAUACCGACUUGUGUCUGUAAAUGACUUUGAUCUCUCAAGGGAUAGGACAGCAAAAGCUGUCGGGAGUGUUGAUUAUGAAUGUACUUUCUGUUCCUUCCCAGGCUGAGUAGUCUAGACAAAGCAAUAGAACUUGGACAACACUUGAAGUUAACCCCUUCCAACCCUCGGCCUCUUCCAGACGCUCUCCAAGGUGCUGAAUGAGCCAGUUCUCUUGGCACAGAGUGACAGCAGGAAGGCGGACCACAUUAAGGCUGAAAGGCUUUCAGGCCACUCACACGCACACUCGGUGUUUUUCCAAGGAGAGUUUGUGUCAUGUUCGCUGCAUGGACACUCCGAGGGCGGCUCCUGAAAGAGUGCACGCCAUCAUCCAUGCCUCAUUCAUUGCACUAGUGACUUUUGUUUCUCUAUCCCACAAUUGUUGCCCAUCAAAAAAAUUGUGCCAAACACACUCUCGUUCUCCCAGCCCUGCACUGCUGAAUUGGCUUGGGAUUUACCUUUUUUUAAAAGGGUGGUCAUCACCUCUCCCCAUCCCAUCUAUUGUACCCAUUCUUUCUCAAGGCCUAUGUCAGGCUCUUACCCACCAAACUGAUCUUGCACCUCAUUUACAGAAGUUGCAUUCUUUCUUCACAUUCUAUGCCGGUCAUUUCUGCAUGGUCAAAAUAUUCUGGGCUGGGCAAGAAAAAUAUCCCUGUGCAGCCAAGAAUUCUGCACAGUUACCGGUCCUAAAGCAGGUUUGUCCCGCAAUAUUUCCCUCAUCCGUAUCAGAAAACUGCCAAAUUGGUGGUUCUUUUAAAAAAUUCCUGGGUGAGCCCGCUAGAGCCUGCUACAGUGUGAACACGAAUCGGGUUUGUUUUUCCCGCCCAGCCGCCUGAUCUCCCUGCCUGAUGUUCAUUCAAGCUGCCACUCAAAAACAACAGCCAAUCAGAA
This is a messenger RNA of Sphaerodactylus townsendi, 4782 nucleotides long. RefSeq names its product ankyrin repeat domain 34A (gene ANKRD34A). The coding region runs from base 617 to 2170 and encodes 517 amino acids. The transcript is spliced from 2 exons. The record is from RefSeq and is a predicted model, not a curated record. NCBI's taxonomy places the organism in Eukaryota, Metazoa, Chordata, Lepidosauria, Squamata, Sphaerodactylidae. Gene Ontology annotation, molecular function: protein binding.